Molecule: messenger RNA, 1845 nt
Organism: Bradysia coprophila
Lineage: Eukaryota; Metazoa; Arthropoda; Insecta; Diptera; Sciaridae
Cellular component (GO): extracellular matrix
Molecular function (GO): protein binding
Source: RefSeq, a predicted model, not a curated record
AGAUUCUCGUCAGUCUUAUUUUAGUCGCUUGGUGAACUUGUAAAAAUUGUGAAUUGCGAGAUGAGAUUAUUUUUAUUGAUUUGUUCAUUGGUGACUGUCGCUGUGGCACAAGAACCUUCGUUGUCAUGCAUUUAUUACAAUUUCGGUCCGACAAACUACCACUGCCAACUGACAAUCGACAAUCCUAAUGGCUUUGACAAUUUUACGGAAAUUGGUGGUAUCCACUUGGAAGGAUUCUCAAAUGAAGACGUUGAUGUACUUUACAUUGCGAGAGGCAUCAGUUCAAAUGUACCGCAGAUUAUUUGCGAAACAUUUCCCAAUCUCUUUGAGUUUGACUUUUUCAAUGCCAGGCUAACCGAACUUGAUGACAAUUCGUUCAGUGGAUGCUCACAAUUGGGUCGACUAUAUUUGUCCUACAACCGAAUCAGUUCGAUCUCUGAAAAUGCUUUCGCUAAUCUCCGAGCAGUUUCGUACAUCCAUUUAGGAGACAAUUUGCUGACCACAUUACCCGAAAAUGUGUUUGCAAAUCAACAGAAUGUAACGGAUUUGAUUUUGAGCUACAAUGCCUUUACUGAGAUCCCGACCGGUCUAUUUCGACCACUGGAAAAUCUUCAAAAUUUAUACAUCGGAGGCGCCAACCUCACCACCGUCAACAACCAGUGGUUCACAGAAAACUCACGUUUAACUUACUUGUAUUUGGGAGGAAACAGAAUCACUCUCUCCGCUAAUAUGUUUUCCGGCAUAGAAGGGUUGCGUGCUAUAAGUCUGGCAUUGAAUGAAAUCACUGAAAUUCCACCCGGAACAUUCGCAGGUCUACCGAGUCUUCAAACACUAGAUCUAUAUUGGAAUGCUUUCACCUCACUUCGAGAGGAUUCGUUCCCAGGCCUUGGCCAGUUAGUCAACAUUGAUUUGAGUAGAAAUCCGAUAGACACAAUCGAAGAGAACGCAUUUAGAGGACUAGCAGGUCUUCAAUCGUUAGCACUCGAAAAUUGUCGCAUAAGUGACUUGGACACCAUUUCGUUGAAUUUGCCGAAUUUAACAUAUUUGGACUUGAAUUUCAAUGCAAUUGAGGAAAUUCCAAUCGGAUUCUUCGAGUCAAUGCCAAAUCUGUUUUACAUCGGUCUGUGGGCGAACCGUAUCAAAACGUUACGCAGAAAUAGUUUCGGAAGUUUGAGUGCGCUAUCAACGUUUGACUUGGACGGAAACAUUGUGAAUGCAAUCGAUAGAGCAUUCAUCGAUGAUGCUGUGAACCUUAAUACGCUCUAUUUUGACGGGAAUCUGUGUGCGAGCAAUUAUUUCGGAAACUUUUUGAACAGUCGAGAUAGGUAUUUGCCGAUGCUUGAAAGAUGUUUCCGGAACAUGAGAUACAUCGUUGAAACCACAACCGAAAACGACGGUGUCUAUUCCUUUUUCGAAGGACCCGAACCCGGAAUCGUUCUACGCGUUCGAUCCGACAACGAAGUACAAAUCGCACUGACACCAUUCAACUUCAUAUGGACUCCGUCGAUAGAAAUUUUCAUUGGUUCGGCCAAUAAUACACGGUCCGUGAUUCGUAUAAAUGACGAGACAGAUGUGGUCACCGUGCCGACACCGAAUGUCAUCCAACAGAAUCAAUGGAAUGAUUUCCGCGUGUCGUGGGCGAAUCAAAAUGUUCUGGUGUUCAACAGUAACGACACUUUCCCAUUCAUGAGCUACACAAUGCAGCAUUUCUAUCCGGUUAAUUUCUACGGUUUGAGGGCUGUAGAAACAAGAGCUACUUGGAGUGUGCAGCCAAUCUUCAUUGAAGAUAAUUAAACGUAAAUUAUGUACGCGAUUAAGUUAAUGCCAUAAAUUAUUUGAAAUAAA